ACAUGCUGCCCGAGUUGCGCGGGUGAUUGGCUUGGCUGGACCUGAAUGAUGCGGCUGUGAUUGCUGAAUUGUCUGGGCAGGUUUAGAGUCUCUGGCGAGCUCCCCUGACUGUGCGUCCCUCUGGAGACGAAGAGGAGGGGGAGGCGUGUCCUCUCUGGGAUCCAGUGGUCACAUCCCCCUCAGGAGCCCCGAAUGCCUACCUCCAGUGUCGUCAACAUGGAGUUCUGAAGUCCAUGUGGCUCUUCACAGUGAAUCAGGUGUUAAGGAAGAUGCAGAGACGCCACAGCAGCAACACGGAUAACAUUCCACCCGAAAGAAACCGCAGCCAGGCGCUCAGCUCCGAGGCGAGUGUGGAUGAAGGUGGCGUCUUUGAGAGUCUGAAGGCAGAGGCGGCCUCCCCACCAGCGCUCUUCUCGGGCUUAUCAGGCAGCCUCCCCACCAGCUCGUUCCCCUCCAGCCUGGUGCUGGGCUCCUCGGCUGGCGGCGGGGACGUGUUCAUCCAGAUGCCCGCAUCCCGGGAGGAAGGAGGGGGCCGGGGCGAGGGGGGCGCCUACCACCACCGCCAGCCCCACCACCACUUCCACCACGGCAGCCACCGUGGGACCUCCUUGCUGCAGCACGUGGGAGGGGACCACCGGGGGCACUCGGAGGAGGGAGGCGACGAACAGCCCGGGACUCCUGCCCCCGCCCUGUCCGAGCUGAAGGCUGUGAUCUGCUGGCUCCAGAAAGGACUCCCCUUCAUCUUGAUCCUCCUGGCCAAACUGUGCUUCCAGCACAAGCUCGGCAUCGCUGUGUGCAUCGGGAUGGCCAGCACCUUCGCCUAUGCCAACUCCACGCUCCGAGAACAGGUCUCUCUGAAGGAGAAGAGGUCGGUGCUGGUCAUCUUGUGGAUCUUGGCCUUUCUGGCGGGGAACACCCUCUAUGUGCUUUAUACAUUCAGCUCCCAGCAGCUAUACAACAGCCUCAUAUUCCUGAAGCCCAACCUGGAGACGCUGGACUUCUUUGACUUGCUGUGGAUCGUGGGGAUUGCAGACUUUGUUCUGAAGUAUAUCACCAUCGCCCUCAAGUGCCUCAUUGUGGCCCUGCCCAAGAUCAUCCUGGCCGUCAAGUCCAAGGGAAAGUUCUAUCUGGUCAUCGAGGAGCUGAGCCAGCUGUUCCGAUCCCUUGUCCCCAUCCAGCUGUGGUACAAAUACAUCAUGGGAGACGACUCCUCUAACAGCUACUUUCUGGGAGGAGUCCUGAUGGUUCUCUACAGCCUCUGCAAGUCCUUCGACAUCUGUGGACGCGUGGGCGGAGUUAGGAAAGCCCUGAAGCUUCUCUGCACCUCUCAGAACUAUGGAGUCCGAGCCACCGGGCAGCAGUGCACAGAAGCCGGUGACAUCUGUGCCAUCUGUCAGGCCGAGUUCCGGGAGCCUCUGAUUCUCCUGUGCCAGCACGUGUUCUGUGAGGAGUGCCUCUGCCUGUGGCUGGACCGCGAGCGCACCUGCCCACUCUGCCGCUCGGUCACCGUGGACACCCUGCGCUGCUGGAAGGAUGGCGCCACGUCCGCACACUUCCAGGUGUACUAGGCCGAGCACCGAGGACACCCGGAAGGACGCCGGGGCUCCGCAUGCCCGGACCCAGCCCUGCGCGGGCUUCCUGGAAAACAGGCCUCAAGCGCUCACAUCCUGCCUCUUCCCUCCACCACCGCUGACCCCAAAGCCCCGCCCCUGUCUUGUCCUUCUGACCUUCACCUUCUCUCAUUCUGUGAUGUGGCGCGUGCCUCCUUCCCCUGCAAAAGGGGACGCCUUCCUUCUCUGCCCCAAGUCAAGGACCUGCCAAUACCUGAAGUUUCCACUUGUUGGUUAU
Saimiri boliviensis boliviensis (Bolivian squirrel monkey) is the source of this 1848-nucleotide messenger RNA. It is a transcript of the gene RNFT2, whose product is annotated as ring finger protein, transmembrane 2. The record is from RefSeq and is a predicted model, not a curated record. Gene Ontology annotation, biological process: positive regulation of ERAD pathway. Lineage: Eukaryota; Metazoa; Chordata; Mammalia; Primates; Cebidae. Gene Ontology annotation, molecular function: ubiquitin protein ligase activity.